CUGAUUUUACCGAUCAUGUGACCUACGUGUCUCCAAACAAAAUGUCUGCGCCCAUGACAAUUGUUGCUGUCAACUUAGUUUCUGGCCGCAGGCAUGCGGAAAAUAUCUGCAGAUAGCAAGAUACUAUGCAGCAAUGACGAAAGUUCUACAGUAAACAGUAAACAAUGAACCUGCACCUUGUAAGAAGGAAGUACAGAAUUCUAUCACUGGUUGCAGUGACUGGAACUAUAUUCUUAUGCUUCCAACUACUCUCAUUCAAAGUACUCAAUUUUACAAGUAGACAUGAUUCAAAGUAUCAGUCUAAACAGAGUGCAAAGGUUUUAGAUGAGUUUCCACCAGAGUCUAAUGUUGUUUAUGUAAAAGAUAAACAAAAAGACAAAGUUGAUAAACUGGAAGACAAGCAUAGAAAUAAGAAUGAAAUUCUAGAACUUGUAAGAGGCACUCACAUAUCACAAGUUGAGACCUAUAAAGCUGAUUCGAGUGGAAAUUUUCAGUGUGUUCAGUCAAAGAAGGUGAUACCGUUCUCCUCAGUUAAUGAUGAUUACUGUGACUGUGAUGAUGGUAGUGAUGAACCUGGGACCUCAGCUUGCCCAGAAUCAAGGUUUUACUGUACAUUUCAAAACCCAGAUAUAGAACCACAGCAUAUACUAGGGUCAAGGGUCAAUGAUGGUGUAUGUGACUGCUGUGAUGGUAGUGAUGAAUGGGGAGGCAUAUCAGUAUUCUCAGGGGUUCACCUGACAGACAAGAGGAUGAAGAGCAGUUUACAGCAUGCACCUUGUAAAGAUGAUUGUCAGGCUGUCCUGAAACUGAGCGAAGAAGAUGACAAAAUACGAGCACUUGGGAAGAAGCUGAAACUAGCAUAUAUAGAAAAGGGUCGUAGAAUCUCAAAGUCUGAGCAAUAUGGACCACAAGGUGUGUUCUAUAAACUGUCAACAGAGUGCUAUGAAUAUGACGCUCAUGAAUACAAGUACAAACUGUGUCCAUUCAAAUCUGUUAGUCAACAGGCAUUCCCCUCAGCAGCAAUAGAUCUGGGAAAAACGCCCGUAUGGAAAAUAAGAUUACCUGGUCAUUUUGUGUUGAAGAUGGACAAGGGGGACGCAUCUAGGUGUCCUAUGGGUAAACAUAGAAAUACUGUGAUUACAUUUAUAUGCGGCCUCACGGACAAAAUAGUCAAAGUUUCUGAGGAAGAAAAGUGUACAUAUUCUAUGAAGUUUUCCACACCAGCAGCCUGUUGAUGUAUCUCAACUUUAGGAUAACAAAAUGUGUAUUUGCUGUUGUGAGAAUUUAGUGAAUGUAAAAGAAUGAGGUAUCAGGGACAUUUUGUUCAAAUAUUAAAUUGCCAGCGAUUUAAAGACAAAUCAAAGGCAGAUUACAUUGGAUUUUCUAUAAUCUGUGAUAUUGCUACGUUCUACUGAUGUUUUGUGUAUUGCUGACUCACUGUAAAACUGCUGUCACUGGAAAUAAAUAAAGAACCAGAAACAGUUAUCUCAUACUGAGGUGACAACUUAAAUAUCAGAUGAAGUGUAGUUUUACAUUAUUUGAACAAUCGGGAGCAUUUGAGUGUGAUAGUGAAUAAUAUGAACCCAAUAAAUGUAAUGUCAACCAAGAGCUGACCAAGGUUAACAUUUUUGUCUAAAAGUUAACAGUAUAUCCACUGUUACCUCCAAGGACAAACUUCUUUCCUGUUUACCAUUUUGUCCAAGGUUAUUCAGCUAUUUGAGCAUUAACUGGUUUAUUGCUUUGUUUCGAGUUGGUCAGUAGCUGUUCAUAGCUCAUGUUUAAUGCAUUAUUUGUUUCUAACCGACUAUAAACUGGUUUAUAUUUUAUAUAUCUUGUAUGGUGGAUGUGUUUAAGAUUCCUUUUUU
Messenger RNA from Mercenaria mercenaria, 1865 nucleotides. Its product is annotated as glucosidase 2 subunit beta-like. The transcript has 8 exons. The record is from RefSeq and is a predicted model, not a curated record. Gene Ontology annotation, molecular function: protein binding. Gene Ontology annotation, cellular component: glucosidase II complex. Bases 165 to 1235 code for a protein of 356 amino acids. Gene Ontology annotation, biological process: N-glycan processing. NCBI's taxonomy places the organism in Eukaryota, Metazoa, Mollusca, Bivalvia, Venerida, Veneridae.